Messenger RNA from Brassica rapa (field mustard), 4470 nucleotides. RefSeq lists its product as uncharacterized. Lineage: Eukaryota; Viridiplantae; Streptophyta; Magnoliopsida; Brassicales; Brassicaceae. The record is from RefSeq and is a predicted model, not a curated record.
CACAUAUACUGAUCUGAUCUCAUGUCUACUCUUGGCCGAGGCAAACAAUGAGCUCCUAAUGAAGAAUAAUGGAGCCAGACCGGUCGGGACAGCACCAUUACCCGAAGCCCAUGAGGUUGAAAAGAAAGAUCCCAAAGAGACCUACUACGCCCAAGACAACAAGAAACCAUACGGCAAUGGCCGUGGUGGAUUCAAGAGGCGUGGACGUGACAACUCGAACGGCCGAGACGGCUACUCGACUGGCCGGAAAGGAAACCACAAUAACCGUGGUCGUGGUUCCAAUUAUGGCCGGGGUCGAGGCAGUUACGGCCGCGGACGAGGUGGCAUAUCCAAACCAUCUUACACGUCCAAGACUGCAUGCCAUAGAUGCGGGAUGGACAACCAUUGGGCCAAGAAUUGUAGAACUCCGAAACACUUGUGCGACCUCUACCAAGAGAGCCUCAAGAACAAGAAUCCGGAGGCAAACAUGAUCCAAGAAAACGUUCAUGAUGACAAAGGAUAUGGGUAUGAUGCUGACAAUGAAUCCGACAAGGACAACAAAGAUGACCUAAUGGAUUUUGAGACAUCCGAUUUGUCUCAAGGACUAGUUUUCGAAUCACAUUGUCUUAUUGCUUUAUGUCUUUGAUUUGGUGUUUUUAUUUUAUGUAAUGACAUUUAUAAUAAUAAGAGUUUUAAAACAUCUUAUGAAGUCUCUAAAGUUUAGAAAAUUUUAUUUAUAGAAUGAAUGAUGAGAUGAGUGUACUUGUGGUGGAUAGUGGCACAAUUCACACAAUACUUAGAGACAAAAGGUACUUUAUAAAUCUCACAAUGCAAAGUGCAAAGGUACAUACCAUUGCGGGUGAGGCUAGCCUGAUUGAAGGUCACGGCCAAGCCUAUGUGUUGAUGCCCAAGGGCACUCACCUAGAGAUCAAAACUGCCUUGUAUUCCCCAAGCUCUAGAAGAAGCUUAUUGAGUUUCAAGGAUAUAAGACUGAAUGGUUUCCAUCUUGAAACAUGGGAAGAAGGAAACAAAGAAUUCCUUAACAUAACUUCGAUCACCAAAGGCAAUAAGAAGAUCCUAGAGACUAUGCCCGCAAUGUCUACUGGUCUAUACUAUGCAAGGAUCAGUAUGAUCGAGGAAAAUGCCUCUGAGCUAUUCACUUUAUGGCAUAACCGGCUUGGCCAUCCCAGAACAGGAAUGAUGCGAAAAUUGAUGAUGAAUUCACAAGGGCACACGUUUAAAGGAGUGAUCCCACGCAAUCUCACAUGUGCAGCAUGUGCACAAGGGAAACUCAUAAUUAGGCCAUCACCAGCCAAGGUUAAUAAGGAAACCUUAAACUUUCUGGAAAGGAUUCAAGGAGACAUAUGUGGACCAAUACACCCACCUUGUGGGACGUUUAGAUACUUCAUGGUUCUCAUUGAUGCAUCGACCAGAUGGUCGCAUGUGUGUCUACUAUCCACUCGGAACCUAGCCUUUGCACGGCUGCUUGCUCAGAUGAUAAGGCUGAGAGCACAUUUUCCAGAUUUCCCUCUUAAGACUAUACGUCUAGACAAUGCUGGUGAGUUCACGUCCCAAGCGUUUAAUGAAUACUGUAUGUCCAUGGGCGUAAGAGUAGAACACUCCGUGGCACAUGUCCAUACACAGAACGGCUUGGUCGAAUCCUUCAUUAAACGUAUCCAGCUGAUAGCCCGGCCACUUCUUAUGAAGUCUCAACUUCUGGUAUCAGCAUGGGGACAUGCGGUUUUACAUGCAACGGAACUGAUUCGCAUCAGGCCAUCUAGUGAGCAUAGAUAUUCACCAUCCCAACUACUUACGGGUCAUGAGCCAGACGUGUUCCACAUCAAGACAUUGGAUGUGCCGUCUACGUUCCAAUUGCUCCACCACAGAGAACUAAGAUGGGACCACAAAGGAGGAUGGGAAUAUACGUAGGAUAUGAUUCCCCAAGCAUUAUAAAGUAUCUUGAGCCAACAACCGGUGAUUUGUUUAAGGCCAGAUACGAAGACUCACAGUUUGAUGAGUCCACAUAUCCGUCCUUAGGGGGAGAUAACAGCCGGUUGAUUACAAAAGAUUUAGAAUGGUUUAGACCAUCAACAUCUUGGCAAGAUCCUCGAACUAGAGAUUGUGAUUUAGAAGUCCAAAAGAUUAUACAUCUUCAAGAGCUAGCUAAUAAAUUGCCAGAUACAUUUGCUGACCCAAAUAGAGUAACAAUAUCGCACAUCCCGGCUUGUAAUGCACCUAUAAGAUUAGACGUCCAAGAUGGACAAUGUCAAGUGGCUACAGAGUCUAAGCAAUGUUUAAAACGUGGUAGACCAAUUGGUUCCAAAGACAAACAGCCUCGGAAGUCCAAGAAAGGUGCUGGAUCCGAGAGCAUCAAGGAAACCGUCCAGGACAUAGAUGGACCGGUCGAGCCGACCAGGACGGUCGAGCCAAGUGUACCGGCCACACCCGAUGAUCCGGCCGUUCCUCAAAGUGAGGUCCGGGACGCUGGGCUUCACGGGACACAAAAGCCGGACUACAAAGAGAUCUCUAUAGACCAUGUAAUGUCUGGAAAACAAUGGAACAGAAAAGAUAUCAACGUUGAUGAUUUAUUUGCAUACAAGGUAGCACUUGAGAUCAUGGAUAAAGAUGAGGAUUUAGAACCCACGUCCAUACAAGAAUGCAUGCUAAGAUCAGAUUGGAUCAAAUGGAAAGAAGCUAUAAACGUGGAGUUAGAAUCACUGAGAAAGAGAGGCGUUUUUGGCCCUAUAAUCUUGACACCAAGAGAUGUCAAACCAGUGGGAUACAAAUGGGUCUUUGUAAGGAAGAUAAACGAGAAAGGAGAAGUAGUGAGAUAUAAAGCACGGCUUGUAGCACAAGGAUUCUCCAAAGACCAGGAAUAGACUAUGAGGAGACUUACUCCCCUGUGGUGGAUGCAACUACACUGAGAUAUCUAAUCAGUCUGGCCGUGAAAGAAAACAUUGACUUACGCCUAAUGGAUGUAGUAACUGCAUACCUAUACAGACCACUGGAUAAUGAGAUACAUAUGAAAGUUCCAGAGGGCAUUGAGCUCAAAGAUAAGAAAGGUUCUCGAGAACAACAUUGCAUCAAGUUGAAUAAAGCCUUAUAUGGUUUAAAGCAAUCAGGUCGAAUGUGGUACAAUAGAUUAUCUGAGUACCUAGUGAAAGAGGGUUAUAAGAAUGAUCCAAUAAGUCCAUGUAUAUUCAUAAAGAAAUUCGACAGCAAGGGCUAUGUGAUUAUGUCAGUUUAUGUGGACGACCUGAAUAUAAUAGGAACCUCUGGAGAGAUUUCCCAAACCGUUGAAUGUCUAAAGAAAGAAUUCGAGAUGAAAGACUUAGGAAAAAUUAAGUUUUGUUUGGGAUUACAGUUUGAGUAUAAAGAGAAUGGAAUCCUUGUGCACCAAGAAACUUAUACAGAAAAGAUACUCAAGCAAUUCAAUAUGGACCAGGCUCAUCCCUUUCCAUGUCCUAUGGUCGUGAGGUCCUUAGACCUUGAGAAGGACCCAUACGGACCUAAGAAACCGGACGAGGAAGCACUCGGAUCGGAGGUGCCUUACCUAAGUGCCAUUGGGGCCUUAAUGUACUUGGCUAGUCAUACUAGACCGGACAUAAGCUUUGCCGUGAGCUUACUAUCUAGAUUUGGUUCAUGUCCGACCUUAAGGCACUGGAACGGAGUGAAACAUCUGUUCAGAUAUCUGCAAGGAACAAAGGAUCUCGGUUUGUUCUACGCCAACCGGCCAGGAGAGAGCAUGGUCGGAUAUGCAGAUGCUGGGUACUUAUCUGACCCACACCAGGCUAGAUCUCAAACAGGAUAUGUGUUCAUACAUAGUGGAGCCGCAAUAUGCUGGCGUUUUACAAAGCAAUCAUUAGUGGCCACAUCAUCUAAUCACGCCGAGAUCAUAGCCAUGUACGAGGCAAGCCGAGAGCUUGUCUGGUUGAGGAACAUGACCGGCCAUGUCUUAAGAGAAAGUGGUCUGGCCGUGGGACAAGAGAAAGAGAAGCCAAUGAUCAUCUAUAGAUUCCCCUAUUUCUCUUCAUGUUUAUCUUCAAAAGGUUUUCCUUUUUUUACUUUAGGAUAAGUAUUUGUACUCUUUCCCUUUAUCCUUAUAUUGUAAUUCCUAUAUAAAGGAACACUUUGAUUAAGUAAUAAUACAUACGAUUUCCCCUAUUGUUCACAACACUUUGCGAUUUGUGCCACUAGUUGUAGAAUUUCUGGAUGAGAGGGAUUUAUAAUUAGUUCUCUUAUCCCUUUCAUUAUGAGAUCUGAAUCUAUGCUGCAUACGAAUAUCACAAUAAUAUGAUGGCUUGGGUUGGUAUUUCGUGUUUAAAGCCUAGUUUUUGAGGACUAUACUUUAUUGGUAUACAAAAAAAAAAAAAAAAGUAAAAUCUCUGUUAGUUUAGGCAAUAGCAAGAGAAGAUCAAAAGAAACAAGAAAAUUCAAACAAGGAUAGAAAAUUAAGCCACAAGGGAGAAAAUGUAACCUAGAAAAAAAAAA